Paramecium sonneborni is the source of this 1149-nucleotide messenger RNA. NCBI's taxonomy places the organism in Eukaryota, Ciliophora, Oligohymenophorea, Peniculida, Parameciidae. The record is from the annotation of a GenBank genome assembly.
AUGAAAUUGAUUCUUAUUAUCGCUUAUAUUCUAUAGAUAUCAUGUUCCAAAGCCCUUGAUUUUAAAGUAAUGCUUUCUCAGAUGGAUCAACAUCAUCUAGGUCAAACGUUUUUAAAUGCUUUAUAGAUAGGUUUAACAGCAGGAUCUCCCGUCCAUGAGAUUCAAAGUUAUCUCAAUAACAUUAGGUAUCUUAAUAUAUUCAAUAUAGAUUCAUGUUAUAAUAAGAACAAAAAGAUUCAGAUAUCUUUAUAUAGAGUACUUAACUUAAGUGUCAGAGAUUAUUACAUGACUUUUCCACCAAUUAUGCCUAUCAUAGUAGUUAAUUACUAGCGAAUUAAAAGAUUGUGUAGGUAUACACUUCGUUGCAUUUAAGGAAAACACAGAAAACCUCUAGAGAGCAUUAAAUAAAAUUGCAGAAGUUAGUGUAGAGAUUGAAUAAAAUAUACUCAAAACUAACGCUGGUUAAAGUGAAAGAGAUCUACAAUAUAUUGAAUUCUAAUCUACACUUAAAGAUCAUAAUGAAGCUAUUUCAGCUAUUGAUGAAGCUUAUGCACUUAUUGAACAUUUAGCUAAUGGAUUAUCAUUUAUUUAACUUAAAGGACGUUUCAAUAAAGUUAUAAAUCGACUCACUUCAUAAUCUUAAGGAAUCACCCAUCUUUUUCAACCUAUUAUUAAUAUGAUGUCUUAAUUAGCAAGCAAUACAGAUGAUUCCAAAAAGUUACUUCUGUUGUUAAGUGGAUUAAAAGUUCAAAUUGUUGAAAACUCUAACUAAAAUAAAGAUCUUGAACAGGAAGCUUCAUUGAAUUGGUAAAGUUUCUUAAAUGACUUAAUCAAUGAAAAAAAUACACUUUCUGAUUAAAGAUAAAAUUUAGAAUAAGCCAUUCUAAAUUAUUAGAGUAUUAUUCAAGAAUCUUCAGAAAAAUCAUAAUAUCAUUAAAUUGAAUUUAUGAAAAAUAAAGUAUGAAAUUUUAUAAUUAGGAAAAUGUUGAAAAUCAAGACAUUUGGUGUAGAUAACAAUAAGAUCUCUAUUCUAUAGAUUCCUAAUCAAGGAAUGAAGCCUUAUAAUUAAUUUCUAAUAUAGUAGAUCAUAUCUAAGACAAAAUUGUGACCUUAAAAGAAUAUUUAAGAGAAAGACAUCAAAUUAAAUGA